Molecule: messenger RNA, 1229 nt
Organism: Emiliania huxleyi CCMP1516
Lineage: Eukaryota; Haptophyta; Isochrysidales; Noelaerhabdaceae
Exons: 2
Coding region: 17-955 (312 amino acids)
Source: RefSeq, a predicted model, not a curated record
CUAGUUCCUCCUCUCGAUGGUGCCCACCACGACGGAGCGCGCUGCGGACGCGCUCGCCACUCUCAUGACGGAGACAGUGGCGUCGCCGAUGCACGGCGGCGUCGAGCAGCAGAGCGCCGGCCAGCUCCUGAUGCACUACGCCACCGACAGCGAGCACCGCGUGCUUGAGGUGGACGCGCAGCGCCGGGUGGCGGCCCAUCAGCGCGCGUGGCUCGCCUCGUUGCGCUGCUGGUCGCCCUACAGCCUGCUGACCUGCUCCAGCUGCUACAUGCUCCUCCGGUUCCCCGCGCACGAGCGAGAGGUCGCGAGGGCGCACCGCCUCGUGCUGCGUGACAGGACGCUGCUGCUCGAGGUGGACGAGCACGUGGCGCCCGCGGCGAGGAGCGACGGCGUCUACGUGCCGAGCUGCUGCUGGCCGGGCGGGCUCUGCGCCGGCCUCGGUGGGCCGUGCGGCGCCGACAAGGUGCACGUCCCCGACCGGCAGGCAGUGAUCCGUCUUGAGGAGCUUGAGGAUAUCUCGGUCGUCGCGUCGCCGCGCGGCUGCUGCGGCUGCCCCGACGGCCCCGACCACCUCGUCAUCACCGUCCAGCAGUCUGCCCACGAGAAGGAGGCCUUCAGGCUCAUCGGCGCGGCUGCGCACGUCGACGGCUACGCCGCCCGCUCGGGCCGACUCGCGGCGGUCAUCGCCGGGCCAAAGGAUGGCGAGGCGUUCUGCGCGGCGGUGCGGGCGCAGGCGGAAAAGGUCCGCAGGGAGAACCUCGACACCGACCCACCGUCGCCAGAGACACGCGAGAUACUGCCGCGCCGCAGCGGCGCCCCGCCUGGGGUCGCAGCGCCAAAGCCCCUCGAGAUGGCGUGGGCGCGCGAAAGGGCACCAGCGGAGAAGGUGGUGCCGGCGGAGACGGUGGAGCCUGCAGAGGAGAAGGGGGCUGGCGAGCCUGCUCCCGCCGCCUAACCGCACAUGCAACGCUCUUAUCUCUGCUGCCGACGACGCGUGAUCCUGCCCUCGCACGCACAACUCGCCCUAGCGCUUUCCACAUGGCAUGGGUGCCGCCGCGCCAUCCGUCUAUUAGUGCGCCCAGACGCACGGGUCAACAUGCUCUUGCGGUCUUGGGUGCAGUGCGUACAUGAGCGCCGAGAGAGUUUAACGUGUUCAUGGAAGAGAAUAUCUGCAGAACGUGAGGGAUUGAGAGAGGGAGAGAAAUUUACAACAAAACUCUCUCGCACAA